Molecule: messenger RNA, 1338 nt
Organism: Alternaria arbusti
Lineage: Eukaryota; Fungi; Ascomycota; Dothideomycetes; Pleosporales; Pleosporaceae
Exons: 2
Coding region: 1-1338 (445 amino acids)
Source: RefSeq, a predicted model, not a curated record
AUGAGCGAAUCUCAGCUUCACACUCUCGUCAUCCCUGUGGAAGUACAGUCCCUUCGCCGAGAAUUCAUGGAAGCACUAGCCGCUUCUCGAGUCGCUGAAAUCUCGCUGUUCUCGUCAGGAAUGGUCAUCACGUUCUUCCACCUCUUCCUCCGUACGAACGCGACACGAAUGGUCAUUCGUCCCAUCGAAGAACUAAAGGCGCCCGCGAAACAACAACGGCCAAAGAUCCGUUUCUUCGGCCCUAGCGAUCUGGAGAUGCAGAUCAGUGGCCCGAUGGCAUUGCAGACAACUCAACGUUUACACAGUCAACAGGGUCUGAUCGAUGUCGGGCCAGAAAAGAACCGUGGUGACUUUGAUCCCCAGUACUUUGAACGACCAGAGCGGGCUUUGACACCGGCAUCGACCAAACCUGGAAGCCCUAUCGAUCCCACAAAGUGGCCUCUUCCACCUGCUCUCGACAACGAAACUACGAUACACGAACGCAAGCAAAGCCAAAGCUAUUCCUUGUUUCCCACACGCGCUGAGGAGGUACCUCGUCUUCCACCAACCGUUUACGAUCCAAAAGCUACCUCAGACGGUUCCUCUGUUUCCAAGCUUGCCCUGCGACGAUUUACUCGACGCGGCUCGGUCACGAAUGUCGGCGACGCUUGGGAUUUUCUGAGCAAGCCCAAACUACCGUUUGCAGAACGGCACCAACGCAUGCAAAGUACCGAUAGCAGUGCAACCGUCCAAAUUGGUCUCCGCUUCUCAGUUGCGCCUGCCACGCUUGCAGCAGCUAAGUGCACACGGCUUGAACGAGAUACCCCUCCGUUGAAGCGAGGUGCUACCGACAGCAGUGAAGCUUCGUUGGCUCUUCCGAUCCAGAAGCCUUCUACGACCAGCACAUCGCCAUCGCAGGAGAUGCUUAGCUCCAGCGUAUUCUCCCCUCCUCCCCCGCGUGGUGAGUCGCCAACACGACCCAGAGCGAACAGCCCAGCGCGGACUCCACCUUUCCCCAUCACACCGGCAGGUCAAUCUAGCGCUUACCUCCAGGCCCAACGCGAGAAGGUGCUACCCUCCCCACCCCCGAAGUCGCCAGCCUCCCCUCAACCCUCUACUACUCCGGCAAAGCCUGCUGUCCCCGAACCUGCCUGCAUCAGCGGACUGCGCAUGAACCCUGUGACACCCGUUACAUCAGUUGGUUCACCUACAACAUCAUCGCAGCCAGGCACACCUGCGUCAGUUAACAACCUCACGCGAACGAACAGUGGCCAUGCCGCUCCGUCACCCACAGCCCGUAUUCCACUUGGCGCGGGCACGAUGCAACGGAACCCGCCACGCAACAACGGCUGGAUCUAA